Messenger RNA from Protopolystoma xenopodis, 288 nucleotides. Lineage: Eukaryota; Metazoa; Platyhelminthes; Monogenea; Polystomatidea; Polystomatidae. The record is from the annotation of a GenBank genome assembly.
AUGUCUAUCACAAUGGGACAAACGAAAUCUCAGCAUAGGUUCAUCCUGGCCACAGAAAUGCAAGCCAAGAACUUCUUGUCAGAAUCCAGCAACCUUACCUCCAAAGCAAUCUGUCUUCGGUUACCGAUGGAGCCAACUUUCAAAUUGUUUCCAGCCAACUACGUCUUCCAAGUCCAAAGUCGAGUCACAACAAAUCAUUAUUGGAGCCAUGGACCCUUUGAUCCUAGCGAAGCACCGCGGAGCGUGGUGACCAGAGGCAUCAUAAAAGAAGGGAAGAUGACCUCGUAA